Molecule: messenger RNA, 622 nt
Organism: Malus domestica (apple)
Lineage: Eukaryota; Viridiplantae; Streptophyta; Magnoliopsida; Rosales; Rosaceae
Product: protein RADIALIS-like 4
Molecular function (GO): DNA-binding transcription factor activity
Source: RefSeq, a predicted model, not a curated record
CUUGCUUAUCUUCUCAAGCCACUCCUUGACCUCAGUCUUCCUUGACUGAGAAAAACACAGCCCUUCCUUUCCUUUCUUAAGAAGUGCUUUUAGGUUUUCAUUUUUUGGAGAAGUGCUUAUGAUGGCUUCCAACUCACUCACUUCCUCAAGAAGCUCUAGCUCCUCGUGGACUCCUAAGCAAAACAAACAGUUUGAAAAGGCCCUGGCUUUGUACGACAAGGACACCCCUGACCGCUGGCAGAAGGUUGCCAGAGCGGUCGGUGGGAAGUCUGCUGAGGAGGUGAAGCGGCACUAUGAGCUCCUCAUUGAGGAUGUCAAGCACAUUGAGUCUGGCAGAGUUCCGUUUCCUGAUUAUAGAGGGGAAUAAUACUAAAUCUUUCUUUCUUUGGACUUUGAAUGGCAAAGGCUCUUGAAGUUUAUGAUUUCUAGCGUUUCCAUUAAGUUCAUCAAGAAACAAAGUUGUGAAAAUUAGCAGAUGCAUGCAGACAUGUAUAUGUAAUUAAAGAAAACCAGUUGGUUUUAUGCAGCUAAAUUAACCAUUGUCGUGGCUUUCGAUCAGUGUACGAAGUACCAUCUAUUUGGUCUAUGAAAUUCAAUACUACUACGAUUAGAUAUUACGUUU